GUGGUUGAUUACAUCAAACAAGUGAAUAAUUAAUGAGUCGUAACACCUUAUUAGAUUCAUCAUUGCAAUUAACCAUAUACUUAAACAGUAUUAGCCAUCUAAAUUUAUUGAUUAUUGUUGUCAAAUUUGUCUGCCAAAAUAAAUUUUAUCUAUGCUAUAAAUGUAUGGAUCUUUCACUUUGCUAUGCAAUGAGGAAAACCUUGUCACGUCCUAUGAUGCUAGUAACUACUUUACAACUUCCAAACAAAAUCUUAACUCAUUUGUACAAUGUUAUAACAAGAUUCAUUAACCUAUGUAACAUACCAAAAUCCAUUUUUAUUUUUUCCUUCUCCGAAAUUUCCUCCUAACCUUUGUCUCAAAUAAAAACAUUAACUCAUUACAACGUAUGACACACACACCAAAAGACUCUUUCCUUCCUAAAAUCUAUCACCUUCCUCUAAUUUUUCCUUCUCAUCAUUCCAAUCUGUCAAUAAUCAACAACUAACAACCUCUUUAUCACCCUUUAAUUUUUCUUCUAAGUUUUUUUUUAGAAUUUUUUUUUUGUGUGCUUCAAAAUUUCUAAAUUCUAAUACCUCUUUCCUCAAUUAAUUUCACUUUCUUUCCAAACAUUGUUCACCCCUCCAAUGACAAUGUUAUAACAUCUAUAACCUUUUUACCAUUACCUAUUUUCCUUCCUCCCAUAUUCCUUCCAUCCCUUUUCUUCUGAGUUGAUUCUCCCUUCCACCAUGGGCAAUUGUUGCUCAGGUGGCACUGAUGAUCCACAAGACAAGGGAGAAACCAAUCAACAAAACAAUGCAAAUGGAGAUUCAUCGGCUACAACGCCGCCACCAUCAUCAAAACCAGCCUCUAAAUCAUCUAAACCGGCCGCGAUGGGUCCUGUUCUCGGAAGACCAAUGGAAGAUGUAAAAGCUACUUAUAGCAUGGGGAAGGAACUUGGAAGGGGACAAUUUGGUGUAACACAUUUAUGCACACACAAAGCCACUGGAAAACAAUAUGCUUGCAAAACAAUCGCCAAGAGAAAGCUUGUUAACAAGGAAGAUAUUGAGGAUGUUAGGAGGGAGGUUCAGAUUAUGCAUCAUCUAACAGGACAGCCUAAUAUUGUAGAACUUCUUGGUGCUUAUGAAGAUAAACAAUCUGUUCAUUUGGUUAUGGAGUUGUGUGCAGGUGGUGAACUAUUCGAUAGAAUCAUUGCUAAGGGUCAUUAUACAGAACGCGCUGCGGCUUCCUUGUUGAGAACCAUUGUUCAAAUUGUUCAUACUUGUCAUUCCAUGGGUGUUAUUCAUAGAGAUCUUAAGCCUGAAAAUUUCCUAUUGUUGAACAAGGAUGAGAAUGCUCCUCUGAAAGCCACCGAUUUCGGUUUAUCUGUCUUUUACAAGCAAGGAGAAACAUUCAAAGAUAUUGUUGGAAGUGCAUAUUACAUUGCACCUGAGGUGUUGAAGAGGAAAUAUGGACCAGAAGUAGACAUUUGGAGUGUUGGUGUCAUGUUAUACAUUCUUCUAUGUGGUGUUCCACCAUUUUGGGCAGAAUCUGAAAAUGGGAUAUUCAAUGCCAUCCUAAGAGGCCACGUUGACUUUUCGAGCGAUCCAUGGCCCUCCAUUUCACCUCAAGCAAAAGAUCUUGUAAGGAAAAUGUUGAAUUCAGAUCCUAAGCAGAGGCUAACAGCAUAUGAAGUUUUGAAUCAUCCUUGGAUCAAGGAAGAUGGAGAAGCACCAGAUACACCUCUUGAUAAUGCUGUGCUCAAUAGGCUCAAACAGUUUAGAGCAAUGAAUCAAUUCAAGAAAGUUGCUCUAAAGGUUAUUGCUGGCUGCCUAUCAGAGGAAGAAAUCAUGGGAUUGAAGCAGAUGUUUAAGGGUAUGGACACUGACAACAGUGGAACCAUUACAAUUGAAGAGCUCAAGCAAGGACUUGCAAAACAAGGAACUAAACUGUCUGAAGCAGAAGUUAAGCAAUUAAUGGAAGCUGCAGAUGCUGAUGGUAAUGGAAUCAUAGACUAUGACGAGUUCAUCACAGCAACAAUGGCCAUGAACCGAAUGAACAGAGAAGAACAUGUUUACACUGCCUUCCAAUACUUCGAUAAAGAUAACAGCGGGUACAUCACCAUUGAAGAACUAGAGCAAGCUCUCCAUGAGUAUAACAUGCAUGAUGGCAGAGACAUCAAGGAAAUCAUUUCAGAAGUUGAUGCAGAUAAUGAUGGUCGGAUUAACUAUGAUGAAUUUGUUGCAAUGAUGGGCAAAGGAAACCCAGAAGUAAAUACCAAGAGGCGCAAUUCAACCUUGUAUUAGUAAGGGACCAAGGGAAGACGUUGAACAGAGAUAAUGAUUCUCUUUCAGACUGUCAAACUUGGUCAUUGUUUGGUUGGAAGGGAUAUAUGGGUGAGGAAUAGGUAAAGGUGAAAACAUUGGAGGGGGGAAAAGAACCGAAACUAACCUUUGAAAAAUGUAUAAAACGUGCUAUAUGUAUUUGAUGGGUUAGUUUUGUUUUCAUUUCCUUGUAACAUGUCUUAUAUUGUAAUUGUUGUUCACUUAGGAAUCAAAUUAAAAGGGUGUUAUUUAUGUAUUUUCUCCUAUUCAAGACUAGAUUUAAAUAUGUGAAUUGUUUGUGAAUAUUGAAAUGCAUUGUAUUGAAUUAUAAAUCUUAAAAAACGCGAUAAAUAUUUACUUGAAACAUAUUUUUAGACCUCAAUAUAUUUUGAUCACUAGGCUCAAAAUAUACCAUAGGUGUUUAGAAGAAUGAAAAUAAGAUAGU
Messenger RNA from Trifolium pratense (red clover), 2745 nucleotides. RefSeq names its product calcium-dependent protein kinase 17. Gene Ontology annotation, cellular component: nucleus; cytoplasm. Gene Ontology annotation, molecular function: calcium-dependent protein serine/threonine kinase activity; calcium ion binding; calmodulin binding. Gene Ontology annotation, biological process: protein autophosphorylation; intracellular signal transduction; peptidyl-serine phosphorylation. The transcript is spliced from 8 exons. The record is from RefSeq and is a predicted model, not a curated record. Lineage: Eukaryota; Viridiplantae; Streptophyta; Magnoliopsida; Fabales; Fabaceae. The coding region runs from base 726 to 2282 and encodes 518 amino acids.